Molecule: messenger RNA, 1725 nt
Organism: Ascochyta rabiei
Lineage: Eukaryota; Fungi; Ascomycota; Dothideomycetes; Pleosporales; Didymellaceae
Exons: 2
Coding region: 1-1725 (574 amino acids)
Biological process (GO): malate transmembrane transport
Cellular component (GO): membrane
Molecular function (GO): malate transmembrane transporter activity
Source: RefSeq, a predicted model, not a curated record
AUGAAUUCUCGAUUUCAGCCUGAGGGACUGACUUUCGACAACAAGGACAAUAAUAACUUUAGCCCCAACUUCGACAAUAACGGACCAAGCUACUCUCGUCCUCAGUCUGACCCGCGACCGGGUCUCUACCCAAUGCAAACCGGCCUCCCUUCUUCAGUCCGGCCAGUCUCACCUCCUCAACAAGUUCAAUAUGCUCCUCAGGGAUACCAGCCCGAAAACGGGUACCCAUCUCAGAAUCCUCAGCCUGAUAACCGCAACCUACCUAUGAACGUGCCGCAACCCUUGAGCAUGCAGCAAGGCAACCAGUACCCUCUCCAGUCUCAACAAACCACUCGGACCAACACCUGGGUCCAGACACCUGCAGGCCCUUACCCCGCUGGGGAUGCAUACUUGCCAGGACCAGUAGAUGCCAACGGUUAUCCUAUCGACUCGAAAGGGAAGCAAGCCGAGAACCCUUUGAAUGACUCUCCACCACCACCUCCCUCUAUGCCGACACCCCCGGCUUCAAUCGACAUUGAGAAGCAGAACCAUGAUGACGGUCACGGGCAUGGGAACGGCUGGGACCACAACUCUAAGCUGCCGCACAGGAAGGACCCAAAUCAGCCGUAUAUGUCCUUUGGUGAGCGACUUCGCCAUUUUACUUGGGCCUGGUACACUCUGACCAUGGCCACGGGAGGUAUCGCCACACUGGUUGCCAUCCAGCCCCAUGCGUUCCCUGGUCUUAUCACCAUCGGUGCCAUCUUCUACAUCAUCAACCUCAUCUUCUUCACGGGUAUCACUGGAACCAUGAUCAUAAGGUUUACUAAAUUCCCUGGGGCUUUCAAGGGCUCUAUCUCGCACGAGCGUGAGGCUCUCUUCUUGGGUCCGUUCUUUCUCUCAAUCGCAACCAUCAUUACUGGAACACAGAAGUACAUCAUCCAGGCUUAUGAGAUAGAUCACCCCAAUCGCGCCUGGGCCGUCACCAGCAUGUCAGUUGCGUUUUGGCUGUACACUUUCUUCGCCUUCUGCCUCGCGGUCUUCCAGUACUCCUACCUUUUCUGCGCACACACCUACAAGUUGACCAGCUUCAUGCCCUCGUGGCUGUUGCCUAUCUUCCCCAUCAUGCUGUCAGGAACCAUUGCUUCGGUUAUCGCAGCUGAUCAGCCGCUUUCAUCCAGAUACCCCAUCAUCGUGGCGGGUCUUGGAUGUCAGGGCCUCGGAUUCACGGUUGCCAUCCUCAUGUAUGCUCACUACAUUGGUCGUCUCAUGCAGGUGGGCUACCCGGACCGUGAGCAUCGUGGGGCCAUGUUCAUUGGUGUUGGUCCGCCUUCCUUUACCUGCUUGGCGUUCAUCGGUAUGGCGAACGCUCUUCCAGAGGACUUUGACCUGCAAGGUGACGGCCUGUUAGACGGCAAGCUGAUUCGUACAUUGGCUAUUGUUGCUGCUUUGUUUCUCUGGGUGUUGGCUAUGUGGUUCUUCAUGAUCGCUCUUGUUGCUGUUAUAAACUCAUGGGCUGUCUACUUCCACUUGGGUUGGUGGGCUAUGGUCUUCCCCAACACUGGAUUCGCCAUUGCCACCAUAUCCAUCGGCAAUGCUUUGAAAGAUGAGACGAUUCUCUUCGUUGGCAACGGUCUGUCUAUCGCCAUCAUUGCGAUGUGGUUCUUCGUGCUAUUCAAUCACGUAAGAUCCGUGAUUGUUGGCGAUAUCUUGUACCCCAUGAGGGACGAGGAUGUCGCAGAUCACUAA